This is a messenger RNA of Strigops habroptila (Kakapo), 687 nucleotides long. RefSeq names its product loricrin-like. The record is from RefSeq and is a predicted model, not a curated record. The transcript has 2 exons. Bases 1 to 687 code for a protein of 228 amino acids. NCBI's taxonomy places the organism in Eukaryota, Metazoa, Chordata, Aves, Psittaciformes, Psittacidae.
AUGGCAAUAAUACAGCCAAUUUACCACUAUCUCCGAGGGAGAAUGAGAUGUGGCCGGAGGAACAGGGGCUACGGCAAUGAGAUCUCCUCCCACCACAGCAGCUGUGGGGGCUUCCCAAGCAUCCAGGGUCAUGGCUCCUUCUUCUGUGGUGGGGAAGGCUCAGUCAUGUACAGCCCGGGAGCUUCAUCCUUCGAGCCUAUGCCAACAUCAUCCACCUACAGCGUAUCAGGAGGGUACAGAUGCAGCAGUGAUGGAUCUGUUGUAAUAUCCAGUGGUGAUAGUGGGGGGACAGCUGGCUGGGGCGUUGCAGGGGGGACAGUCCCUGUCUAUGGUGCUGGGCGAGGAAUAGGGUACAGCAGUGAGGACUCAUGCCGGAACAUCAUUGGCAGCUCAGGGGGUGGUGGAGGAUCCGGCUGCCGCAGUGAGAGAUUGGGCAUCACUGCAGGAGAAGGUUCUGGAUAUGGAUAUGACGCAUCACCAAGAUGCAUCCCAGGGGCAGGUGGUGGAUCAGGGCACUAUAGCAGGGGAUCGAGCUAUGGCACGGGGGGAUACUCAGGCUCAGAGCUCGGCUUUGGAGGAGCUGGGUCCUCCCAGGCCGUGCAGCAGAAAUGCCCCGUGGUGGUUCCCGACAUUGAGGCCCAGCAGAGCAAGCAGAGCAACCACUGGCCCCCCAGCCAGAAGAAGUGA